AUGUGGAAGGCAGCUGUGGGACAUAAUGUUUCAGUAACUCAGACCGACGGUGGAGAUGACUGGGAAACUGAUCCAGAUUUCGUGAACGACAUCAGUGAAGAAGAACAAAGGUGGGGGGCUAAAACCAUUCAAGGAUCUGGCCGUCCUCAGCAUAUAGAUAUAAAUCAGCUAAGAAGCAGUGUUUCUAAAGAACAUGAACAAAUAAAGAAGAAGGAGUUACAGGAAGGUCCAAAAGCCUCAUAUGGAUAUGGAGGACAAUUUGGAACAGAGAAAGACAGGAUGGACAAGAGGACCCUAGCGGCAGAAGUGCUAUUGUACUGUUGUGAAAAACCACUUUCCUCACUCAGACCUUUUUUAGCCAGCUAAAGGCUUUGGAGGCAAAUAUGGAGUGCUUUACAAAAGGAUAGAUGUGAUCACUCUGCAGUAGGAUUUGAUUACAAAGGUCAAAUUGAACAACAUUCUUCACAGCAAGACUAUUCCAAAGGUUUUGGAGGACGUUAUGGAGUUCAGAAAGACCGUGUGGACAAGUCUGCACUUGGAUAUGACUACAAGGCUUCUGUGGAACAACAUUCAUCUCAGCAAGAUUGUUCAAAAGGAUUUGGAGGUAAAUUUGGUGUACAAAAAGACAGACAAGAUAAAUCAGCUCACAGCUGGAGCCACAAGGAAGAGGUACAGCCACAUCAGUCUCAGACAGAUCAUUCUCAAGGAUUUGGUGGGAAAUUUGGAGUACAGAAAGACAGACAAGAUAAAUCUGCUCACAGCUGGAGCCAUAAGGAACAGCUACAGCCCCAUGAAUCUCAGACAGAUUAUGCCAAAGGGUUUGGAGGAGGGCGAUUUGGAGUACAGACUGACCGUGUGGACAAGUCUGCUUCAGGGUUUGCUGACAUUGAAACACCAAGUUCUGUAUACCAGAAAACACAGCCCCUGGAGGCCAUGACAAGCGGUGCUCAGAAUCUAAGAUCACGUUUUGAAAACAUGGCCAAGACAGCAGAGGAAGAAAACCAAAAGAAAGCAGAAGAAGAGAGAGCAAGGCGACAGAAGAGAGAUAAGGUGGAGCGACAAGAACAAGUAAAAAAAGAGGUUCAAGAGAAUGUAGAAACUGAAGUGUCUCAGAGUCAAGAAGUUCCACUUCCACUUCCAGUUCCAGUUCCACGUGUUUCCAUAGUGACUUCACAACCUGCUGAAGAGGAUGAUCCUGACUAUGAAGCACCUCCAAUGGUCCCUCCCAAAGUACCAAUGAUGAUGGCUCCUGUUCCCUAUGCAGAUGAAUCAGGUUUUGAGGAAGAGACAUAUGAAGACAUUAUUGUCCCCCAGCCUAUCUCAGAUGAUGAGUAUGAAGCUAUUCCAGAUCCUCCACCAAGGGUGGAGGAAGAAGAAGAAGAUGGGGAUGAUUAUGAAUGUAUCCUGGAUCAACCAGUUAGAAAACAGGAAGGACUUUAUGAAGAAUUACCAAAAGAUGGCACCUCCACGCCCUCUGCUAUUGCUCUGUAUGAUUAUGCAGCAGGUGGUGAUGAUGAGAUCUCAUUCGAACCUCAAGAUAUCAUCACAGACAUUGAGAUGGUAGAUGAGGGUUGGUGGACUGGAUCCUGCAAUGGGCGGCGGGGGCUCUUUCCUGCAACUUAUGUGGAGCUUAUGCAGUGA
Staurois parvus is the source of this 1641-nucleotide messenger RNA. NCBI's taxonomy places the organism in Eukaryota, Metazoa, Chordata, Amphibia, Anura, Ranidae. The record is from the annotation of a GenBank genome assembly.